UGCUAGACUGCAUGCCAGCGUAACAAUAUAUGAAUUCUUCCAAACAGUUUCCUAGAUUUAGUAAAGUACAGCAGAAUAACUGUAUGGAAAUUGAGAACUCAUCUAAUAGUUGUAACAAUUUUGACAUAUGAAGUGACUCCAUAUAUAAUAUUAAAUGAGUGGAGAGAAAGCUGAUUUAUCUGACUCCAAUAUUAAAACAAGUGCAUCAACUGAUAGCCUCAUGAAUCUGCUUGAAUGGACUCACCAGAAGCUUGAUUCCGGCAUCCAGGUCGUUAAGGAAGUUGGAAAUUGGCUUGAUAUACAUUUCCUGAAAGAGAAUGAUCAACUGAAUAAACAGGUUGACAAUGUGAAGUUGCUUGAUCGAUUCAGUGCCAGAAACACAGCUGUUGGAACUCUUUACCUUACAACUACACAUUUAAUAUUUGUUGACAGUGCUGGAAAAAAAGAAAUAUGGAUACUACACAUGCACCUUUCCCAGAUAGAGAAACUACCUAUCACAACGGGUGGAUCACCACUACAGCUGCAUUGUAAAAACUUCAUGUGUAUAACAUUUGUUAUUCCAAAGGAAAGAGACUGCCAUGAUAUAUAUACUUCAUUGUUAGAGUUGUCCAAACCAGGUAAUUUGGAGAGUUUGUAUGCUUUUUCUUACCAACAAAACUGUGAUUAUCAGAAGGAUUAUGGCUGGGACUUGUUUGACACACAGUCGGAAUACAUGCGCAUGGGAGCACCCAAUGAGUAUUGGGUUUUGUCAAAUAUAAACAAAGAGUAUGAGAUCUGUGAUACCUACCCUCGUUAUUUGUUUGUCCCAGCAAAAGCUGCUACACAGGUAUUAAUAGGAAGUUCAAAGUUCAGAAGUAGAGGUCGACUGCCGGUGCUUUCAUAUUUCCACAUCAAAAACCAGGCUGCAAUUUGUCGCUGUAGUCAACCACUUGCAGGAUUCAGUGCCAGAUGUGUAGAAGAUGAACAGAUGUUGCAUGCAAUACUCAAAGCCAAUCCAAACAGUGCAUUCAUGUAUGUGGUGGACACAAGACCAAAAAUAAAUGCAAUGGCAAAUCGAGCAGCAGGAAAAGGUUAUGAGAACGAGGCAUUCUACUCAGAUAUGAAGUUCCAGUUCUGUGGUAUAGAAAAUAUACAUGUGAUGAGAGCAAGUCUACAAAAAUUAAUAGAUGUUUGUGAAUUGAAGAAUCCGCCGAUGAGUGCUUUCCUGUCUGGGCUAGAGGCAAGUGGUUGGCUGAAACACAUUCAGGCCAUACUUGAAACUUCUGUGUUUAUAUCAAAGGCUGUGUUGGAUGGAGUGAGUGUUUUGGUGCACUGUUCUGAUGGCUGGGACCGGACAGCACAAACAUGUAGCCUGUCAUCUUUAAUGCUAGAUCCCUAUUACAGAACAAUAUCAGGAUUUAUGGCAUUAAUAGAGAAGGAAUGGCUGGCUUUUGGUCACAAGUUUACUGAUCGCUGUGGACUUCUAAGUUCAGUCGACAAUAAAGAAACAUCACCAGUUUUCACACAGUUUCUUGAAUGUGUUUGGCAGAUGAUGCAACAGUUUCCUUGUGCUUUCCAGUUCAACGAUCGAUUUUUGAUAACGCUACAUGACCAUGUUUAUUCCUGUCAAUUUGGUACAUUCAUAGGCAAUUGUGAAAAAGACCGUGUUGAUUUGAAGUUGUCUGAUCGUACAUUUUCACUUUGGGGCUUCCUGAGUAAACACAAGACAGAAUAUCUUAAUCCACUCUUCAAAAAGGAAUAUGAAGUCAUGCAACCAGUGCUUAUUCCAAAAACAUACCCACAAUGCAUCAGAUUUUGGAGAGGGAUGUAUAACAGAUUUGAGACAGGCAUUCAUCCGAGAGAUCAGAUAAAGGAUAUAUUAUCUGCUGCCAAAGACCAUAGCAGCUCUCUUGAAGACCAUGUCAGAUUGUUAGAAAGGAGGUUGACACAGAUUUGUCAAAUUCUUGGAAAAUCCGAUGAAACGAUUCAGCAGACACUGCAAGGUUGUGUAUCUAUGGAUUCCCUUGAUGGUGAUAUAGAUGAUAACUUUCACCAUAAACUGAAAGACAAGUUGUUAGAUAACCAUACUAUUGGUGAAAACCAUUUAGUAAACUCGUCAGACUUCGUAAAACGUGAAAAUCUGGAAAAGAAUAGACUGUUGGAUGGAAAUACAAGUCAGACCAAAAGCGACUCAGAAUCUGGAUUUGAUGAGUCAUGUUCGCAGAUGUCACGAUCAGGUAUAGACGAUCGUAUCUCCACACUAGAACCUGAGUCCAUGUCCCAUUCCGAGAGCUUAGAAAAGCUUAAUUUGGACCAGUUACAUCUAGAGCUUGAGUCAGUUGCUGUGGAUUGGCGCCCAUUUCGUAAUAUUUAUACAUGUAGUUGUGCAAUGCCGUUUGACCAUUUUAUGAAAAAGUUCCACUGUUGGAAGUGUGGUGAAGUUUUCUGUACCAGAUGUAUUGCGCGUAACAUUCCACUGCCUGGCCACGAUUCACAGAGACCAGUUCCUGUGUGUAAACCUUGCUACAGACAUAUAAGACAUUCACCUUCUAUGGAAUUUAAUCCACUUAUAAACCAGUCAGUAGAUACAAAAACAACAUGAUAUACCUGCCACUUAGCUUGAAACUUUACAUAUACUAGAGAAAAAAUGACUUGUUGGAUGGAAUAACAUUUCUCUAGUAUUCAAAAUGGAUACAUUAGAAGAUAAAUUAGGGGAAAUAAACAGUUGCUAAUUAUAAAAAAUUCCUUAUGUACACAGCAUUAAAGUUCUGACAACAUGACAACAUUCCUUUUGAAAAAAUUCUUUCCAUUCAUAUACAAUGUUGGAAAAAUCCGAUCUUCAAAUUUUGAAUAUAAAAGUACUCAUGAGAAAAAAUUGUAGUAAUUCCAGAUAUGAUUACAUGUGAUUGGAAGUUUGGAAUUUAACAAAGAACAUUAAAAGAUUGAUAGGGCAGUACUAUGUAAAAAUGAUUUUGGGUGCUUCUGUCUUAAAAACAAAUGUGAUAUUGUCCACCUAUCACAUGGAAUAGAUUUAUACUGUUGUAAACCAGUCGUAAAUAACCUGAAAAUAAUUACUAAAUUUAUCUCAAAAUACAUCAAUUAAGUGAAAUCUUUCAAGAAUUGUAUCUAUCAAUAUUAGAGGUAUAGAAAACAACUGUCUGCUUGGUGGUGUAAGUGGUCAUGUGUCUUUAUCUGUUCAUUAGAAUAGCACAUAUAUAUUUGUCCUGAUAUUUGUAAUCUCCCUCCACAAAGGUCAUUUGGGUAUUUGAAUGCUCCAAAAGUAAUAAAAAGAUUUUGUUAAAACUUCACACAUUGACAGAUUACGUCAAGAGGAAGUGCGAGUGUACAAGAACUAUAACUCUGUCUAACUUACUUUGAUUUGUCUCCGUUUAUUAACUCACCUGAACCAAAGGUUUGGAUGGAUGAUCUGUCAUCUGGUGUCCACAGUUGGUUCAUUAAUAGGAUUUAGGUUACAGUUCAACUCAUUGUAAAUUUUUUGUCUUUUUAUGCCCCCAAAGGGAGGCAUAUUAGUUUUCAACUGUCUGUCCGUUAGUUCGUUCGUUCGUUCGUCCCAACGUUAACUUUUUGCAUGAAGGCACUUUACUCGUGAACCACUGCACCCAGGACCUUCAAACUUCACUUCACUUGCUGAUAGUACUUAUUAAGUACACGACCCCUACUGACUUUGGGGUCACCAGGUCAAAGGUCAAGGCGCUGCGGGGGCAUUUGUCACCAUUAGUGACAGCUCUUGUUGAAAUCUGAGGCCAAAAAACUAGUUCACUAAGCCCAAAAAUAGAAAGGCUUGUUAACACUGUAAAAGCUUCAUUUUCUACUUAUAGAUAUAUAUAUAUAUAUUAUGAAACUUGAUCAAAAUGUUCAUCUUCAUAAAAUUUAGUCCCAGAUUGAAACUGAGUCAUCUUAGCCAGUAUCAUCAACUAAAAGUUUGACUUUGAAGUAGUAAAAUCACUUUUUGCUGAGUUAAAUCAAAUUCGUCUCAAAUAUAUCAUACCAUGUAGAAAAAUGCUCUACAUAUUAUUAGUAGUUUAUUUUGAAUUUAUAAAAGUUACAAGAAUUUGAUAUUUAUUAGAUUUAAACUCUUGGGCUAUUUUCAGACUUUAAAAGUUAAAAUAUUGAAGAUAGGGGCCCAAGGAACAAAAGGUAUGUCAUUAGGCCGAAUCAUAGAAAAUCCCUGAUAACACAAUAGAGGGUCAUAUUUUCUACUUUGUCAAUUUGAACCUGGUCAGAAUGAUUGCCUUUAUGAAAUAAAAACUAUGAUUGAAACUGGGACAUCUGGGGUUAAAAACUAUUAGGUCAAAUCUUAGGGCCAUAUUUCCUACUUGAUCUAUAUGAAACUUUGUGAUAAUAUUUGUCAAUAUGAAAUGAAGAUUAAGCUUGAAACUGCAUCCUCCAGAAUCAGAAAGUAGGUCUCUAGUUCAGAUCAUGAAAAACUUCGAAAACUUUCUACAGGACAUAUUUUCUACCUCAUCUAUAUGAAACCUUAUUAGAAUGUUUUAAGCUACCUGUCACAAAGUGACAAGGUAAGCUUUUGUGAUCGCGCAGCGUCCGUUGUCCGUCCGUCUGUGCGUAAACUUUUGCUUGUGACCACUCCAGAGAUCACAUUUUUCAUGGGAUCUUUAUGAAAGUUGGUCAGAAUGUUCACCUUGAUGAUAUCUAGGUCGAAACUGGGUCACGUGCGGUCCAAAACUAGGUCAGUAGGUCUAAAAAUAGAAAAACCUUGUGACCUCUCUAGAGGCCAUACUUUUCAAUGGAUCUUCAUGAAAGUUAGCCAGAAUAUUCAACUUGAUGAUAUCUAGGUCAAGUUCCGAACUGGGUCACGUGCCUUCAAAAACUAGGUCAGUAGGUCAAAUAAUAAAAAAACCUUGUGACCUCUCUAGAGGCCAUAUUUUUCAUGGGAUCUGUAUGAAAAUUGGUCUGAAUGUUUAUCUUGAUGAUAUCUAGGUCAAGUUCGAAACUGGGUCACGUGUGGUCCAAAACUAGGUCAGUAGGUCUAAAAAUAGAAAAACAUUGUGACCUCUCUAGAGACCAUACUUUUCAAUGGAUCUUCAUGAAAGUUAGUCAGUAUGUUAACCUUGAUGAUAUCUAGGUCAAGUUUGAAACUGGGUCACAUGUCUUCAAAAACUAGGUCAGUAGGUCAAAUAAUAAAAAAAACUUGUGACCUCUCUAGAGGCCAUAUUUUUCAUGGGAUCUGUAUGAAAGUUGGUCUGAUUGUCCAUCUUGAUGAUAUCUAGGCCAAGUUCGAAACUGGGUCAAGUGCAGUCAAAAACUAGGUCAGUACGUCUAAAAAUAGAAAAACCUUGUGACCUCUUUAGAGGCCAUACUUUUCAAUAGAUUUUCAUGAAAGUUAGUCAGAAUGUUUACCAUGAUGAUAUCUAGAUCAAGUUUGAAACUGAGUCACGUGCCAUCAAAAACUAGGUCAUUAAGCCAAAUAAUAAAAAAACCUUGUGAUCUCUUUAGAGGCCAUAUUUUUCAUGGGAUCUGUAUGAAAGUUGGUCUGAAUGUUCAUCUUGGUGAUAUCUAGGUCAAGUUUGAAACUGGUCAUGUGCGGUCCAAAACUAGGUCAGUAGGUCUAAAAAUAGAAAAACCUUGUGACCUCUCUAAAGGCCAUACUUUUCAAUAGAUCUUCAUGAAAGUUAGUUAGAAUGUUCACCUUGAUGAUAUCUAGAUCAAGUUUGAAACUGGGUCAUGUGUCCUCAAAAACUAGGUCAGUAGGUCAAAUAAUAGAAAAACCUUGUGACCUCUUUAGAGGAUCUGUAUGAAAGUUGGUCUGAAUAUUCAUCUUGAUGAUAUCUAGGUCAAGUUUGAAACUGGGUCACAUUAGCUCAAAAACUAGGUCACUAUGUCAAAUAAUAGAAAAAACGACAUCAUACUCAGUUCAAAACUUGGUCACGUGAGGCCAGGUGAGCGAUUCAGGACCAUCAUGGUCCUCUUGUUCUUCUUGACAGCUAAGUCGGGUCUCAGAGUAGUUCAUCCGGGUCAAAAAUUAGGUCACUAGGUCAAAUAAUAGAAAAAUCUUGUUAACAAUCUCGAAGCAAUAUUUUGUAUCUGAUCUUAUUGAGGCUUGUUCUUUUAUGAAGUUCAGGGCAAGCUCGAAACUUAGUCAGCAUGAUAUAUAUUCAAGGUCAAAUAAUAAGGAUCAGGUAAGCAACUCAGGGCCCUCUUGUUCGGGGGUCAUGAAACAUGAUAGGAAUGUUAUUCAGCUUGUGAAGUUGUGCACCUGGGUUUUUGUUUGGGAUUUCUAUCGGUCAGACCAGAGUUAUGGUCCUUAUGCAUAAAAAAUAUACAUAAAGGGUGUACAAGUUUGUAUCACAUGUAUUUAAAAAAUUAUUAGACUUUGAGUCAUUUAACAUCAGAGGAUUGUUACAUAACAUGUGAAGUUGGGAAUUUAUUCAGCCAAACCAGAGUUAUUGUCCUUGACAUGGUGAAAAAAAAAUUAAUUGCUAAAAAGUUUGUGUUAAAUAUUUGACCUAGAGUGAUGAAACAAUGUAGGAAUAUUAUUCAGCAUGUGAUUUUGUUUUGGAUUUCACUGUGCAAGAAUAGAGUUAUGGCCCUUGACUUAGUCAAAAAUAUACAUUAAGGGCAUACAAGUUUGUGUCCCAUAUAUCUGAAAAAGCAUCUUACCUAGAGUCAUAAAACAUUAGAUGAUUGCUAUAAAUUGUAGCAUGUUAAGUGGUGCGUCUGUUAAAAAGUUGUGAUGCAUAUAUCUUAAAAAUAUUUCACCUGGAGUCAUGUAAAAUGAUGGGAAGUAGGGCCACCAGUGUUCUAUGGACACACACCAAGUUAAAAUAUAAGACUGCUUUUUGUAGUCAGAGAAUGUUUUUAAGGGUUAAACCUUUGUCCCACUUUGCAGGGGAUACCAGUUUAUUGAAUUUUUUCUUGCAUUAUCGGGGCAAUGUGUCAUACAGUGUUAACAUCUUUCUUGUCUACCUGAAUUGAUGAAACUUUCUCAGAAUGAUUGCCUUUAUGAAGUCUAGUUCGAGUUCAAAACUGGGUUUAUAUUUAAAGCACUGGCCUCCAAAUCAUAUGACAACAACAACAAAAAAGUUAGGUAUCAGGAGAUUGAUGCUGUAUUUCUUAAGAAUGCCUCGACACUUAAUUACUGAUAGACUAUGUGUUAUGGAAACACAUGAGAAUUAGUUUUUUUAAAUAAUUUUGACAGUGAAAAUUGAAAAGCGUUUUAUUCUAGGUAAACUGCCUUAAUCAUAAAUAUCUAUAUAUAACACGUUAAAACACAAAAUCCUCCAUGAUGGUAUUGGUAAAAACAGCAGAAAAGUUUUUAUUGCAGCGGCGGCCCGGGUUCGAUUCCCAGUGCGGGCGUCUUUGUUUUUCUUGACUUGGAAUUUUUAAAGUAGUUUAAAACCAAAAAACUUAUAUUCUAAUGUUCAUAACACGACCAAACUUCAGUUUUAAAGAAAGAUCAAUUUUAGCCGAAAUCUGGAGGUCAGUGCCUUUAAGUUGAAAUUAGGUCAAAUCAUAGAUAAACAGUUUUAUCACACCAAAGGUAACAUUUUCUUGUAAUAUUUAUCAUAACAUGAAUUAUAAACAGAGGUAUCAAAGUGGUGAAUUUUCUGACCUAUGUGCACUCCUGAAGCUUAUAUUUGCACGAUAUUUUGCAAUAAAUAGCAUUUAAUCCUUAAAUAACAGUUGGUAUAUGUACAAGUAAGCUUUGAAUUUUCUACAUGUGUUACAGGUCAAGCUUGGAAUAUACAACAGUUUAAAUGCAUAAAAUAACACAAAAGAAAGCAUGGUAUUAGAACAGAUCUAAUGAAUACUAAUAAAUGAAACAUCAACCUAUUUUCAUACAGGUUGAAUUCCUUUAGAAUGAAAUAUUUGCCAUAUGAGUGACACAUUUAUAAUUCACAUCGGUGUACAUGUUUCCAUUACUUUACAUUCAAGAGGGUCUGAAUAUAUGUUGUGUUGGAAACCUGUGUGGGAAAAUAUAAACACAAAAAAUAUGCAAAUUAGCUUCAAGACUUAGUGUAAAAUGUAGCACAUAUAAAAUCAAAUAAUAUUAAAAUAUGUAAUGACUGUAUUAAUGUGGAUUGAUUUGUUGUAAUUUUGAAUUAUGUAUGAGCUUUCUCUAGCAUAUCUUUACAUUUUAUGGGUCUUGUAAAGCUAAAUAAAGUAAAGUAAUAAGUUUUAAUGUCUUUCUGGUUUCAUAUAUUGCCGAGCAGACAUUUGACAUUGAUAUAAUGUCAGACUGAUGUGUGAUCUCGAUGUUAGGUCAACAUUGGAUGUUGGUUGAAAACGGAAGUUGAUCAGAUAUCAGAGGCUGACAUAAAUCCAUUGAUUGCUAGAUAUCAUAUUUCUAAGAUUGAUUUGCAGUUAGUUUUUAGCUCGACUAUUCAUAGAAUAGUAGAGCUUUUGGACUCACCCGUGCGUCGGCGUCCGCAUUGGCAUCAUCGUUCGUGUCUGCGUCCUGAUUUGGUUAAGUUUUUUCUUUAAGCUGGUACCUCAUUAACCACUAGUGGGAAUGGAUUGAAACUUCACACACUUAUUCACUGUGAUAAACUGACUUACAUUGCACAGGUUCCAUAACUCUAUUUUGCUUUUUAUGCCCCCGAAGGGAGGCAUAUAGUUUUUGAACCGUCUGUCCAUCUGUCAGUCCGUCAGUCUGUCGGUCUGUCAGUCUGUCCGCAAUUUUCGUGUCCGGUCCAUAUCUUUGUCAUCGAUGGAUGGAUUUUCAAAUAACUUGGCAUGAAUGUGUACCACAGUAAGACGACGUGUCCAAGCAAGACCCAGGUCCGUAGCUCAAAGGUCAAGGUCACACUUAGACAUUAAAGGAUAGUGCAUUGAUGGGCGUGUCCGGUCCAUAUCUUUGUCAUCGAUGGAUGGAUUUUCAAAUAACUUGGCAUGAAUGUGUACCACAGUAAGACGACAUGUCGCGCACAAGACCCAGGUCCGUAGCUCAAAGGUCAAGGUCACACUUAGACUUUAAAGGAUAGUGCAUUGAUGGGCGUGUCCGGUCCAUAUCUUUGUCAUCGAUGGAUGGAUUUUCAAAUAACUUGGCAUGAAUGUAUACCACAGUAAGACGAAGUGUCGCGCGCAAGACCCAGGUCCGUAGCUCAAAGGUCAAGGUCACACUUAGACGUUAAAGGAUAGUGCAUUGAUGGGCGUGUCCGGUCCAUAUCUUUGUCAUCGAUGGAUGGAUUUUCAAAUAACUUGGCAUGAAUGUGUACCACAGUAAGACGACGUGUCAUGCGCAAGACCCAGGUCCGUAGCUCAAAGGUCAAGGUCACACUUAGACCUUAAAGGUCAUUUUUCAUGAUAGUGCAUUGAUGGGCGUGUCCGGUCCAUAUCUUUGUCAUUCAUGCAUGGAUUUUAAAAUAACUACGCAUGAAUGUGUGACACAGUAAGACGACGUGUCGCGCGCAAGACCCAGCUCCGUAGGUCAAAGGUCCUAAACUCUAACAUCGGCCAUAACUAUUCAUUCAAAGUGCCAUCGGGGGCAUGUGUCAUCCUAUGGAGACAGCUCUUGUUUACUAAAUUAUGCCCCUUUUUCGACUUAGUAAUUUUUGGUUAAGGUUUGUAUGUAAGCUGGUAUCUCACUACUUAUUAAUGGCAAUGGAUUGAAACUUCACACACUUGUUCACUGUCAUGAUCUGAGAUGCACUAAGUAAGUCCUAUAACUCUGCUUUUCAUUUUUUCCAAAUUAUGCCCCUUUUUCGACUUAGCAGUUUUUGGUUAAGUUUUUGUGUAUAAGCUGGUUUCUCCGUAUCCAGUAAUGGGAAAGGAUCGAAACUUCACACACGUGUUCACUGUCAUGAUAUGACAUGCAGUGCAAAGGUUCAAUAACUCUUCUUUGCAUUUUCCAAAAUUAUGCCCCUUUUUCAACUUAGCAGUUUUGGGUUAAAUUCUUAUAUGUAAGCUGGUAUCUCAGUACCCACUAAUAGGAAUAGAUUGAAACUUCACACACUUGUCCACUGUCAUGAGCUGAUAAGCACUGUGCAGGUUCUACAACCCAGUUUUGCCUUUUUUCGACUGUUGUUUUCAUUUAAUUGACAAGACAGCUCUUGUUUGAAAAACAACCACCAUAUUAUCUUUAUUUGUCUUUGUGAAUUAUAAUAUAGUUCAAUUAUCUGUUAUCAUGUUACACAGACUGGACUGAACAUAAAUUCAACAGAGAAUGGAAAAAAAGUCUUGUUCAGGUUGAUGUAUUUCUGCUUAAUUGUAUCUUUCAAAAUCUUUCCAUCAGUUCUUUUCAAGGAGCAGUGCUAAAUAUUCACCUUUAAUUUAUGAACUUUGAGUACUCUGUCAGUUCAAUAGGUUUCCAACAAAAGAUACUAUUGUUAUACUAAACAGGAAAUAAAACAUUAUUUAGUGGUGACUAUACUACUCAAUAAGUUCAUAUGGUAAUUUAUCCUCAGUUAUAUAAUUUUUUUAAUUUUUAAAAUAUAUUUUACACUCCGUGUCAAAUAAUAAAAGAGACUACAAAUUGUGUUGAAUAAUACAUACAUACAAUUGUUCUGUGGUCAGCCAAGCUCUUGUAAAUGUAUUUGUCUGCCAUAAGAAUGUGUAAACUUUGAUUCUUUACCAAUGGGCGGAUUUCAUAACUUAGGUUCCUGUUUUUAUCUCGGUAUAUAUUCUCACAAAAUAGUUUAACACUUUAGAAAACUGUUAUGCUAGAGGUAUAUUAUCUACCUUUGUCUCAAUGAAAUCAGUAGCAGUUACAAGACUGGGUCACAUUUGCUUAAAAUCUAGGUCAGUAGGUCAAAUAAUACAGACACAUUAUCACUGGAAAUCAGUGGAUCUUCAUAAAACUUUUCUUGUCCGUCUAGUUUCAUACUGAAUGUACAUUCCACGGUACAGUUUGUCAUGACAUUUAACCAAGGUGAAACAUUAAAGACCAGUUGAGCAUCUAAUGGCCAUCAUGGCCAUCUUGUUUUAAAAAACAAGUUUCUUUCUGACAAAUGUAUAAUAUGUUUAUGUAUAUUUAGUCCAUUAUUUAUUAUUUCUUGUGUGAUGCUUUAUAUUGCUGACAAAGAAUGAUUGGAAAUAAAUUCAAUAUGCUGA
Molecule: messenger RNA, 11010 nt
Organism: Mercenaria mercenaria
Lineage: Eukaryota; Metazoa; Mollusca; Bivalvia; Venerida; Veneridae
Product: myotubularin-related protein 8-like
Exons: 14
Coding region: 155-2581 (808 amino acids)
Biological process (GO): dephosphorylation
Molecular function (GO): phosphatase activity; metal ion binding
Source: RefSeq, a predicted model, not a curated record